Ectocarpus sp. CCAP 1310/34 is the source of this 2076-nucleotide messenger RNA. NCBI's taxonomy places the organism in Eukaryota, Phaeophyceae, Ectocarpales, Ectocarpaceae. The record is from the annotation of a GenBank genome assembly.
AUGGCCUCUGUUGCCCCUGGCGCUGAUGUGAUUGCACCCUUCCAUCGUUUGUCUGCCGGUGUCUCGUUCACUAGCGCUUCCCUCGCCGCGAAAGAGGACGCCCUCUCCGCGACACAGGACCGCGCCCGGGUCCAGCGGGAGCAGGCGGUGGCCAAUGCCCGGCAGCUCGAGGGCCAGGUGGAGGAGUUGCAUGAGGCACUAACGCAGGCGCAGCGCCAGGGGGGAUCUCUCCAAAGGCAGCGGAAUGGCCUGAGGGCUGCCGUCUCUGCGAUGGAGGACGUCGCCUGGGAGGACAGGAAUCUGGCGGCAGACACCAUCCAGCGGCUGUCGACGGCGCUGGAGGCCUCGCGCCUGGAAGUCACGGCGGAAGUAAAGGCCACUGCCGGGGCGAGGGCGGAGGCGGAGGAGCUGCGACUGCAGCUGGAAGGGGCGUUGCAGGCGUUGACGGAGAGGCAGCGUGAGGCCGAUUCGUCGUCGGCGGAAAUGGCGUCUGUUCGAACAGAGAGGGAUGGCCUGAGGGUCACCCUCUCCGCAGCAGAGGGCCGAGCGGGGCAGUCGGUGGCCAAGGUCGGGCAGCUCGAGGGCCAGGUGGAAGAGCUGCGGGCAGCGCUGGAGGCCGCGCACCUGGAAGGCACGACGGGAAAGGCCGCCAUUGCCAGGGCGAGGGCAGAGGCGGAGAAUCUUCGGGAGGAGCUGGCCUCACAGAAGGUCGCGCUUCGUCCGGUGACCCGCCGAGGCGUCCAACGCUCUCGCCAGCUGCAAGUCUCGGCCUUCCCGCUCUGGCGGCUGGCGAGAGCGUUGGGCGCCUCGGCGGGUCACCCGACGAAGCGCGACCUGCCGCAAAAGGGCCUUGGCCGACAUUUUGCGCUUGGCUGGGUGAUCCAGCGGGCCGCCUGCCCUCACCAGCUGCAGAUCUCGGCCUUCUGGCGCUGGCGACUGGCGGCGACGACGGCUACGUCAGUGCUGAGGAAGCGGGAACAGGAGGUGACCUUAGGUCGCGGGGUUGUAGUUGUGGUUGCAGGGACCGGCCUCAGGAGGCAUGAGGCCAGCUGUGAGCCGGCGACCGCCCAGGACAAGAAGUAUGCAAGGAACUGCCGGACACUGCAACAGAUUCCGAGGUGGACACCAGUGCCACCGCCACCGCCACCGCUGCCAAAGCCGCGGCGGCCACACUUGCCGCCGACCUCCCAACCCAACCCGAGUAAGCUUGCGGGGGACGCGCUUCGACGGGUGAUCCUCGGGGACGCAGACCGGCACCAGCGGGAGGUCUCCGCUUUCGGGCGUUGGCGGCUGGUGACGGCGACAGGGGUGAUGGCCGACCUCCGCGCCCAAGGCAAUCGAGCGGCGAAGGUGCACGAGGAGGCCCAGCACUGCCCAGGGCCACAAACGGACCAACGGCAGCCGCACGAGGGAUCUUCGUCCCUGACAACAGCUGCAGCUGCCCUGCCAGCGGCGUCGGAAAACCGGGAACCAGUUUUCCAAUUUGGCAAGACUGAGGCCAUCCGCCCGGACAGGUGCAGCCGAGGGCUCGGACCGGCUCUUCCCGUCACGGACACUCGCGUCGUCGCCCGCACGCAGCGGACACUCGUCCCCCCAAACAGGGGAGACUGGGGGGGACUGGGUUCGCCGCUGCUAGGGGCGGAGGCGGGGCCGGCUCUGUGCCGGGUGCCACCAGGCAAACGGAGGGGCGAGAGGCGGUUCCACGCGGGAGGACACCGGGGGAUGGAGGCGUUCGUGUUAGUGGUGCUAGUGCUGGUGCUGGUGCUCGUCCUGACGGUGCUAGCCUCAAGACCUGCUGGCAGAUGGGAGUGGUCACGAGUCAUAUUGGACGUGGUGGGCGGAAAGGAGAGCGGAAGCAGCAGGGGACGUUGGCGCCAAGGAUGGCGGGCGGUGGCACCAGGCGCUCCGAUGGCGGCGGCAGUGGUUAUGGCGGUGGUGAUCGAGGUGGUGGUCGAGGUGGUGGCGGCGGCGGCGGCGGAGGCCGUGGUGGCGGAGGCCGUGGUGGCGCGGGCGGCGGCGGGGGCCACCCUGUCAGGACGUGCGUACACCCUUUUCACGCGAUGUCUCAUUUCGUGA